This is a messenger RNA of Charadrius vociferus (killdeer), 1692 nucleotides long. RefSeq names its product chromosome unknown open reading frame, human C19orf35 (gene PEAK3). Gene Ontology annotation, cellular component: actin cytoskeleton; focal adhesion. Gene Ontology annotation, molecular function: protein kinase activity. Lineage: Eukaryota; Metazoa; Chordata; Aves; Charadriiformes; Charadriidae. The transcript has 5 exons. The coding region runs from base 1 to 1692 and encodes 563 amino acids. The record is from RefSeq and is a predicted model, not a curated record. Gene Ontology annotation, biological process: protein phosphorylation.
AUGGCCUGCGCCGGUGGAGCCGGGGAGCGGGAGCCACUGCCGAGUCGGAAGAUGGAGUUGGAGCCCCCCGGGCGCCCGCCGCUGCCGGGGAAAACUCAGAGGCGUGCGCCAGUGCACGUGAAGCCCCCCAGGGCAGCCCCCAGCCCUCGGGAGCAGCAGCACCCCUUCUCCAGUGCGGCCCCCGCCCCCCCCGCCCCCAUGCCGGCCGCCCCGGGGGGCCACCCGCCUCGGCCCCCCGACUCGGCCCUCAUCUACAGCAACGUGGGAGAGCUGCGGGCCCACCUUGUCCCCCGCAAGGCCAGCCGAGGGGAAAGAGCCGGGAGACCCCCCUCUCAGCCCAACUGCGACCCCCUGCCUCCCCCAUUGCCGAAAAAGCAACUCCAGCGAGCCGAGUCCCUCCCGGAGCAGGGGCUAUCGCAGCACUAUCGGGGUGACCCCACAACAUGGGCCAGCAGCAUCCUCCACAGCACCCCACUGCCGCACGUGGAGGGGGGUCCCAGCUGCAUCCCCCCACGGGACAGACCCUCCUGGGGACCCAAGAAGCCCCUGACCAAGUCCCAAAGCCUGGGGGAACCGCGCUGGGCAGCGCUCAGCGUGCUGGACCGGGAGCCGUGCUGCGAAAGCGGGGAUGCCUGGUACUUCCGAGUGGGUUUCACUUUUGGGCAAAGCCAGCUGGUGUGUGCAGCCAAGGUCCCCAAGCCGUGCUGCGCCAGCCUGAGGGUGCAGAGCUCCCUCGGGGCGCACUGCAGCAUCCAGCGCCUGAUCGGCCGCUUCACCGACCGCCUCCCUUGGGAGCUGGUGCUCCCGGGAAGCCCUGGGGAGCAGAGUCGGUCUCCUUCCGGAGAGCAGCCGGCCCAUCUUGCCACCUGCCCUGUCCUGCAGGUCCUCAUUUCUCCUGAGGUUCCCUACCAGACCCUGGCAGGCUUUGUGAAGGGAUCCCGUGGUUUGCACCGGACCAGCCCUGGGCAUUACGAACGCCUGGCUUGCCUCCUCCUCCUGCAGGUGUGCAUGGGGCUGGAGCACCUCCGGGUGCAGAACAUGGGGCAGGGAGACCUCUGCCCGGAGAACCUGCUGCUGGUGCAGUGCCCGUGUCCUGCCCAGAGCCAGCAAGGCAAGGAGGCAUCCCUGGGGCUGUCCCUUCCGAGGCUGCUCAUCAGCAGCUUCUUCAAGGUUAAAGAUAAGCGAAGACCUUAUUCUACCAGCCAAGAGCAGGACUGGACCGAGGGUCUUGCUGCAUCACCCUCCCCAGUGGCAGACGAGCUGAAUGUAGGCAUGCUGAUCUAUGAGAUCUUGCACGUGGACAUCUCUCUGGAGAACGCCUUGGAGUUCAGAAGCAACAGACUUCCUGAGAUCCCCUCCCUGUCCAUCUAUUCCACGGGACUCAAGCGUCUGGCCAUGCUGCUUCUCCACAGAGAUCCCUGCAAGAGGGUCUCCAUCGAGCAGGCAAAGAGCAUCCUGCAGGUCCUGCUCUGGGGGCCUCGCCAGGAGCUCUUCGCCAGGAGCAAGAAGACCCUCCCCCUGCUCCGGAGCUGGGUGGAGGUGAAGAGGGCUCUGCUGCUCCUGAAGUUGGCAGAGAAUUCGGCCGGGGCGGUGGGGAGCCCCGGCCUCGAGGAGUGGCUGUGCUGCCAGUACUUCAAGGAGGUCACCGAACACACGCUCUACCAAGUCACCCAGGCUCUCUACACGCCCUAA